Bombina bombina (fire-bellied toad) is the source of this 1053-nucleotide messenger RNA. RefSeq names its product centromere protein F. The record is from RefSeq and is a predicted model, not a curated record. Gene Ontology annotation, cellular component: plasma membrane. Gene Ontology annotation, molecular function: transmembrane signaling receptor activity. The transcript is spliced from 7 exons. The coding region runs from base 1 to 1053 and encodes 350 amino acids. NCBI's taxonomy places the organism in Eukaryota, Metazoa, Chordata, Amphibia, Anura, Bombinatoridae.
AUGAUUACGGAGCUGCAAACUGGUGUGAGAAAAAAUCCACAGGAGUUCACAGGACUGUAUUUAAUGUCAUGCUUUUCAUCUACCUAUAUCCAACAUUCAGAUGUAUCCCAGAGCCGGCUGGAAAACCCGAAGACACAAAUCAGGCAUGCACAGGUUACUGACGUUUCUCAGACCCAUCUGAGUGAUGAUUGGGAAGUUACAUAUGAGAAUGUGAGAAGACCGGUUGCACAGGAGGAACACGUGACUUCUUCAUUUAAGAGAGAUGUACAGAAUUUCUUUGCUGCUCUGGCUAAAUAUUCUACAGUGUUUUUGCUGCUCGUUUGCCUCCUGUUGCUUGCGGCGACCAUCGGGUUAGCUGUGCACUUGUCCAGAGUGUCGGAGCAGCAUGACAGCAGCACAGCGAAGUUACAGCAGCUGCAGGAGGAACAUGACGCCCUGGACUACAGUUUAACCAGUGACAUCCAGAUGAAACAGGCGACUUUACAGGAGAUUCAGCAAACCCUGAGAAAAACCACAGAGGAACACGAGAGAACAAAGUCCUUACUGAGUAGCACUGAGGGGGAAUUAUACAGAAAAGAACAAUCACUGGAAAAAACAGCUAAGGAGAAAGCAAACCUAGAGGAUAAAUUACAAAGAAACGAAAAUGACCUCAAGGAUGCAAACAAACAACUGACAGAAAAAAAUACUCAGUUAUACAGCUGUGAGAGUGACCGGAAAAAUUUAAAUUUAGCAAAACAGCGCUCAGACAAGGAUCUCAGAAGUACAAAAUCAUCUCUUUCUGACACAAAUACACAGUUAAAGGCUACAAAGGACAACCUGACUAAAAAAGACACUGAAUUAUCUGAUACAAAAAAGAAACUGUCACAAACCCAACUUGAGCUGAAAGAAAGCAAGCGACUGUCGGGCUUGUGUGAUCAGGAUCGGUCGGCCAUGAGCCUGCGUUUAAGGAAUGCCCAGAAGUGUCUUAGCCUACACUGUAAGUACCAGCAGGAUUAUGCUGUUCUGGAGGCUCCUAAAGCUGCACACAGGUCCUCUAUGGGUGUUUUAGAGUGA